UUAUGAAUAAUCACUUCACUUUCAUUUAGCUUGACAAGAUUAAGAAUCUACAUGGAAAUGUCAAUAAAUGUAAUAAAUCCAGGGUUGUUCUGGAUCAAAGAUGCGGCGAUUCUUAUAAACCCAUACGUUGUUUCCCUCACAAGGGACAUAACUCCAAUGUUGUGAUAAGAAGCAUUGUUGCUAAGGUAAAUAUUAUCAAUAUUUUCUUGCAUUGACUUUACGCUUUUUCCUUGUGUGUGCGUGUAGUUGUAGGGCUGAAAUCCACAUACUUACAAUAACCUUGUCUUUGAAAUAAAUACGACCAUUUUAGUUACUGUUUAGAGAAUUAUCACUUAACAUUUUGAGGAUUACAUGAUGUUAGCGUUGACCCUGGAUCACAGUAUCACCAUCAUUUGUUAACUAGUAUCUAAAGGGAUCGGAUACAUAGUACACUGCUUAGCCUCUCAAAUAGAUGUUGUAUUAGAUGUUGAAGUAUUUCAUUACUUCCUUAGCGGAUGAUUUCUAUCGCGAAGGCUGCGGGAUGUGCGAGUGAGGGUCUCAACAGAUACGCAAUGGAGUCUGACAAACCUGAAUCAACACCACAACCUCCUCCAAACCCUUUCAAAGACUGCUGGCUGUUGACAAAAGAACACUUCAAUACUGAUAAGUAUGUUCCUGACCGGGCCAGUUAUGCCCUGGUCAGUGGAGAAGAGGUGACAAAGGAGAGAGUGACCGCUGUCUACUUCUCCGCUUCCUGGUGCCCCCCAUGUCAGAAGUUUACACCCCUCCUCAAGCAGAUGUACGAGGAUCUCAGGAACAGGAAUGCCCCUCUUCAAGUUAUCUUCAUCAGCUUUGACAGAACCAAGGAGAUGAUGAAAGAAUACUUCUUAAACUGUCACGGUGACUGGCUUGCAGUGCCCUAUGACGACCCCCUAAGAGAGCAGCUUGCCAACAAGUUCAACAUCAAUGCUAUCCCCAAGCUUGUUGUGUUGCGGCCAGACGGGGAGGUCAUCACAAUGAGAGGACGCAAGGACGUUCAAGACAAGGGAAUGAUCUGUUUCCGGAGUUGGCAGAGCGCAGCAAGCCUGGCAGACAAUGUGUCUUUAAGUCGAACAUUCUCCGAGACAAGGGGUGUCUCGGUGACAAGGAUGGAUGGGGAGACAGAUGAGUAGUCAACACUGCCUCACUGAGUGAGAGACAGAAUGAGAGUUAUCAAGAUGGGGAUGAUGAGCCAGCAGACGGCAAGAAGAUUUAGCCCUGAAGGUUGUCUGGUUAAUAGUGGUCUACACAUAUAUAGUAUGACCAGAAAUUAUUGAGAAUUUUAGGAAUAUGUUUAAUUGGAUUUCUAGUAUAAACAACC
Messenger RNA from Haliotis rubra (blacklip abalone), 1339 nucleotides. RefSeq names its product nucleoredoxin-like protein 2. The record is from RefSeq and is a predicted model, not a curated record. The coding region runs from base 495 to 1151 and encodes 218 amino acids. Lineage: Eukaryota; Metazoa; Mollusca; Gastropoda; Lepetellida; Haliotidae. Gene Ontology annotation, biological process: photoreceptor cell maintenance; sensory perception. The transcript has 3 exons.